Molecule: messenger RNA, 1784 nt
Organism: Drosophila ananassae
Lineage: Eukaryota; Metazoa; Arthropoda; Insecta; Diptera; Drosophilidae
Gene: RIOK2
Product: serine/threonine-protein kinase rio2
Exons: 4
Coding region: 80-1717 (545 amino acids)
Biological process (GO): protein phosphorylation; maturation of SSU-rRNA
Cellular component (GO): nucleus; cytosol; preribosome, small subunit precursor
Molecular function (GO): protein serine/threonine kinase activity; ATP binding
Source: RefSeq, a predicted model, not a curated record
ACCAUUGUUUUGUUUCAUCUCUCUUUCUUCCGCACGUGUAAAACGAAAACAUUUCCCAAAACGCAGAAACAGCUAAAAUAUGGGAAAACUCAACGUGACGGUGCUCAGAUACCUUUCCAAGGAGGAUUUUCGGGUCCUUACAGCCAUCGAGAUGGGCAUGAAAAACCACGAAUUGGUGCCAGGCCCGCUCGCAGCUGCCAUUGCCAAUCUCAAGACAGGUGGAGUCCACAAACUGCUCAAGGAACUGUGCAAGCACAAACUUCUUUCCUACGAGAGGGGCAAAAAAUAUGAUGGCUACCGGCUAACCAACACCGGCUACGAUUAUCUGGCCCUUAAAUCGCUCACCUUGAGGGGAUCUGUCAGUUCCUUUGGCAACCAGAUUGGCAUUGGCAAGGAAUCCAACAUCUACGUGGUGGCCGAUGAGGAAGGCACUCCCAUUUGCCUAAAACUUCAUCGUCUGGGGCGAACUUGCUUCAGGAAUGUGAAGUCCAAGCGUGACUACCAUGGUCGUCGGCACAAAGCUUCCUGGCUGUAUUUGUCUCGCAUCUCGGCCACCCGUGAGUUUGCCUACAUGUCCGCAUUGUAUGACCGCGGAUUCCCAGUUCCCAAACCCAUCGAUUUCAACCGGCAUUGCGUACUUAUGGAACUCGUUAACGGAUGGCCUAUGACCCAAGUUCACGAGGUUUUAGACGCUCCACAGGUCUACGAUGACCUUAUGAAUCUAAUUGUCCGCCUGGGGAAUUCAGGCGUCAUUCAUGGCGAUUUCAAUGAGUUCAAUUUAAUGCUUACGGAUGCCGGGAAACCAAUCUUGAUUGAUUUUCCACAAAUGAUGUCUACCUCGCAUGAGAAUGCUGAAUUCUUCUUUGAACGAGAUGUCACUUGUGUGCGAGAAAUGUUCCGUCGAAAGUUUGGCUACGAAAGCGAAGAUUACCCAAAGUUUAGUGACCUGGUGCGCGAAGAUGAUUUGGAUGCUGAAGUCCAUUGCACUGGCUACGGUUUUACAAAGGAAAUGGAGCAAGAUCUACUGCAAGAGUAUGGCAUGGUCGAACAAAAUGAGAACGAAGAUGAGGAGGCUGAUGAGGCACAGGAACCGCCCGAACUUGUUCCCGCUGCUGCUGAUGCAGAAAUAGACGAGUGCCGCCGCCAGGUGGAAAACGAAGUUUUCUACAGCGAGAACAAGCGAACACAGAAAUCUGAUGAAGCGGUGCGUCGCUAUAUAGAAUCGUGCACUCAGUAUUUGGGCAAUCUUGCAGUGGGUCCCGAGGUUCCCGAUCAGACAUUACCUCCAAAGACGGAAGAUACAGAUCAGACAUUACCUCAAAAGAGCGAAGGUAUAGAAAACAAAGCAAUCCCAGAGGCGGGGGAACCACUUGCAUCUGAUUCCGCUAUUUUAGAUGAAUCCAAAUCUAUAAGUUCCAACGAUCUGGAUACCGACGAAGUUCCCGAAUUGGUGGACUUGGACCCCAAUUCUCGCAUGUACCGCCUCAAAAUGGUCGAGCAGCUGUUGAAUGAUGCACGGAGCCAACGUUCCUACUCCACCACAACAAGCACCAUUGCUCAAUCCGUGAUCACCGACCGUAUAAGACGCAAUAUGGACAUUAAAGAGAAACGGGAGCAACGCAAGAAGUGCGUGGCGAAGGGAGAAGCCAGUGCUGUGCAUCGCCAUCGCAAGGACAAUAAGGAUGUGGUAAAGGAGUAUGCCGGUUGGGAUUUCUAGAGCAAAUUCAACGUAGUGAUAUGUAUCUUUUAAAUAAAACAGAAAAAUAUCUAAUACGUCAUCUUAA